AUGAACAGAGAAGCUACGUCACAGCAACAGUUAAAUCUGUCUGCUUUGCAACGUUUAGAUAAUAAGAUUGUAGAUGUAUUGGGAACAUCGACUCAUGUAGCCGUGUAUAGGUUUGAUGUUCAAACUCAACAAUGGGUAUGUCAACCACUAAAUGAUCAGGGUAUCAAUGGUAUCUGGUUCUACGAGUCGUCGGAUCAGGAAAAGAUAUUCCAACAACUCAAAGAGAUCCAACGACAAAAACAAGCACUUGCAUCGUCUGGUGGCGUCCCUCCCCCUCCUUCACCAUCUGUCUCACAGAUACUACAACCUCCUCCUCAACAACUUGUAGCUCAACAACAACAGCAACAACAACAACAACAAAUGGCUCCACCUCCAGGCAUGAUGUUGCCAGUAGCUGCACUUGUUGGAAGUCCUGGUAUGAGUACUCCUCCACCUCAACAACAACAACAACAACAACCACAACCACAAUUAGUACAACCACAACAAUUAAUUAAUAUGUUCCAACAACAACAAUUAAUUCAACAACAACAACAACAACAAUUACAACAACAACAACAGUUGCAACAACAACAACAACAACAACAGGCACAACCACUUUCACCACCUCCACAAACUUCAUCUCCACCUCUAUCAUCAAAUCUUCAACAACAACAACAACCGAUUCCACAACAAUUACAACCGGAUAAUAUUUUAGCUAAGCUUAUGAACUCUGUAUCGAUACAAAAUAAAAAACGUGAAGAACAACAAUUACAACAACAACAACAACAACAAUCACAACAACAACAACAUCAUACCAAUGGAAAUUCAGGAAUCCCAAAUACUCAAACUAAUAAUAAUAACGCCACAAAUAAUAAUAACUCGACUGUCGCUAGCUCAUCGACUGUUACACCUGCCAACAUACCAUCAACAACGUCUCCAGUGACACCACCAAUCAUUACCAAAGACCAAUUCAAAGAUACACUCAAAAAACUAUUAAAUGAUGAUCAAUUUAUCACUCAAGCCUAUUUGUCAUAUAUAAAAUCAGCUGAAGCUGUCAAACAACAACAACCAAAACAAUAA
Messenger RNA from Cavenderia fasciculata, 1059 nucleotides. RefSeq lists its product as uncharacterized. NCBI's taxonomy places the organism in Eukaryota, Evosea, Eumycetozoa, Acytosteliales, Cavenderiaceae. Gene Ontology annotation, molecular function: mRNA binding; enzyme activator activity. The record is from RefSeq and is a predicted model, not a curated record. Gene Ontology annotation, cellular component: P-body. The transcript is spliced from 2 exons. The coding region runs from base 1 to 1059 and encodes 352 amino acids. Gene Ontology annotation, biological process: deadenylation-independent decapping of nuclear-transcribed mRNA; positive regulation of catalytic activity; deadenylation-dependent decapping of nuclear-transcribed mRNA.